CUGCUUUGUUUGUUUUCCAAAAUAUGAAGACUUCCGCCAAGGUUUGAAAUCUUCUAUCCACCUGUUGAAAUUUCUCGGCCAAAUAUGCGCAUCUGAAUGUCAAAGAUUACUCUUAUUGUGUAAUUGAGGGAUCUGGCGUAAUGUCGGCUGGUAAGCAUUGUAGCCCUCUGGGCAAGAUGGCGAAAAUCAAAAACUAUCUUUACCUUGGAGGGCUAGCUGCGGCGAAAAUGGAAGAUUUGCUCAAGGAAAAUGGAAUAACUUGCGUCAUCAGCGCUGCACUGGAAUCGCCUGAAUUGGCGUAUGAAUCGAUAACUUGCAUAAGGAUAAAGUUGGAAGAUAACCCGACCUGUAACAUCGGAAUAUAUUUUGAUCUAGUGGCCGAUAAAAUUGAAAAGGUUCAACGAGAAGGAGGAAAGGUACUCGUCCACUGCAUUGCAGGAGUAAGCAGAUCAGCAACUUUGGUCUUGGCUUACUUGAUGAAAUAUCAAAAGAUGAAGCUGAUUGAUGCUCAUGCAUAUGUCAAGCAAAAGAGACCUCUUGUCAGACCAAAUGCUGGAUUCUGGAAAUAUCUAGUUGAGUAUGAGAAGAAGCUGUUUCAGAAGAACUCUAUCAGUAUGGUGGAAUCCAAAUUUGGUUUGAUACCCAAUAUCUAUAAAGAUGAAACAAACAACUUGGUUUGGUGACAAAUUUAGAAGAUGAUUUUAAAAGCUUGCAAGGAACAGAAGGGCAGAUGAUUAGGGUGUUUCAUAUUGAUUUUGUUCAGAAUUAACCUGGUACCCUUAUCUAAUUAGAGAGGCCAUACAUGUACUUUUGUGUUUUAAUUUUUAUUUCUCAAUUGUUGAUUUGGAGUUGUUUACACUCUCAAGGUUUGCUAGAAAACUAUACCUGUGUUUAGAUUGCAAUGGUCAAAUCUGUACAGUUUCCUGGAUUUGAAACAGUAAAUUACUUAACAGUUC
Pocillopora damicornis (cauliflower coral) is the source of this 956-nucleotide messenger RNA. Its product is annotated as dual specificity protein phosphatase 14. Lineage: Eukaryota; Metazoa; Cnidaria; Anthozoa; Scleractinia; Pocilloporidae. Gene Ontology annotation, cellular component: cytoplasm. The record is from RefSeq and is a predicted model, not a curated record. Gene Ontology annotation, biological process: protein dephosphorylation. Gene Ontology annotation, molecular function: MAP kinase tyrosine/serine/threonine phosphatase activity.